AUGGACGAUCUCUACGCCGUUGCGGAUUUUUGUCUGAUUCCAAUCGGUACUGCAAGUGUUUCCGUUGCAGAGGAGGUCGCAGAAUGUCAGAGGAUACUCGCAAAGUCUGGGCUAAAAUACAAGAUGCAUGGAUAUGGGACAAAUCUCGAGGGGCCUUGGACUCAGGUGUCGCAGGCAAUUCAUGAUUGUCAUGCUGCUGUUCACGCAACUGGCGCUCCCCGUGUCGCUACAGACAUACGUAUUGGCACACGUAUCGACCGCCACAUCCCACCAGGCGAAGGAAACGAGGGCAAGGUUAAACGAGUGGAGGAAAUUCUAGCAAAGGAUCAUGAACAAUGA
Messenger RNA from Laccaria bicolor S238N-H82, 339 nucleotides. RefSeq lists its product as uncharacterized. Gene Ontology annotation, cellular component: cytosol. Bases 1 to 339 code for a protein of 112 amino acids. The record is from RefSeq and is a predicted model, not a curated record. The transcript has 5 exons. NCBI's taxonomy places the organism in Eukaryota, Fungi, Basidiomycota, Agaricomycetes, Agaricales, Hydnangiaceae.